This is a messenger RNA of Laetiporus sulphureus 93-53, 363 nucleotides long. RefSeq names its product iron transporter biosynthesis regulating transcription factor. The annotation marks the transcript as partial. Gene Ontology annotation, molecular function: DNA-binding transcription factor activity, RNA polymerase II-specific; RNA polymerase II cis-regulatory region sequence-specific DNA binding; zinc ion binding. Gene Ontology annotation, biological process: negative regulation of transcription by RNA polymerase II; positive regulation of transcription by RNA polymerase II. The record is from RefSeq and is a predicted model, not a curated record. The transcript has 4 exons. Lineage: Eukaryota; Fungi; Basidiomycota; Agaricomycetes; Polyporales; Laetiporaceae.
UGCGCGAAUUGUGGUGCAGGGGAUACACCCCUCUGGCGGAGAGACGGAGAUGGCAAAACAGUGUGCAAUGCAUGUGGCCUCUAUUACAAGGCCCACGGCUCAUCUCGUCCCCCCGCUGAGUCGGUGUCCGCCAUGGGCCUUCAAGCUGGGGCAUCGGCAAACGGUCGGCCUAGAAUGCGUACUGCCGUGGGAGCACUAUGCUGCGCUAAUUGCGGGACGAGUACGACGCCUUUAUGGAGACGAGAUGAUGUGGGAAAUAACAUUUGCAACGCGUGUGGGUUGUACUUCAAAUUGCACGGCACUCAUCGCCCCAACUCUAUGAAGAAGACCGUUAUCAAACGGCGCAAACGUGUCCCUGCUGCA